Messenger RNA from Cuscuta epithymum, 1894 nucleotides. Lineage: Eukaryota; Viridiplantae; Streptophyta; Magnoliopsida; Solanales; Convolvulaceae. The record is from the annotation of a GenBank genome assembly.
UGAAUAACGAAACUGAUCUGAGGUGAAAUCCGAAAACGCUGAAAUGUUUCCAGGUUAGUCCCUACUCCCCAGAUAAGAGUGGGGUCGUGGGGAUAUGGAUAGCAGAGUUAUUUCCGAUUGAUAGAGAAAUUGGUGCAAUGGCGACCCAGUUUGUGAGGAAGGAAGUGGUUCCCUUUGCGAUAAUGAUGAUGGUGGAGAGCUGUGAGAUGUCGAUAACGAUUCUGGGGAAAGCAGCCAUGAAUGCCGGCCUCAAAACCCUCGUUUACAUCACUUACUACAACUCUCUCGGCACUCUCCUCCUCCUUCCCUACUUCGCCUUCUUCCGCACCCACAGAACUCAUCCUCUUCCGAUUACCUUCUCUAUUCUCAGUAGAUGCUUCAUCCUCGGCUUGCUUGGGAUUUGUUUGCUGCAGAUCCUUGCUUAUACAGGGAUCAAAUACACCUCUGCAACACUGGCCGCAGGAAUCGGAAAUUUGAUGCCUGGUUUUACCUUUCUUCUUGCUGUCAUUUUCAGGAUGGAGAGGUUAGAUUUGAGAGAAGUUACUAGUCAGGCAAAAUCGGUCGGUACAGUAGUAGCAAUUGCAGGGGCCAUGGUGAUGACUCUGUAUCAAGGACCAACCAUCUUUGGUUCUUCACCUUCUUCUGGUUCACCUCAUCCAUCUCUUUUGUCACAAAACCCAACCUGGGUACUUGGAGGGUUCCUCAUCACUCUCACUUGCCUUGUGUCUUCUGGAUGGAAUAUUCUUCAGACAGCUACUUUGAAAGUGUACCCAGAGCAACCCACGGUAGUGUUCUUCUUUUGCGUCUUUGGAACCUUGCAAUGUGUAAUUUACUCUGCAAUAUUUGAGAGAAGUCUUGAUGCUUGGGUGAUGCUUCCAAGCAUUGGAGUUAUAGCCAUUGUUUUCUCAGCUGUGUGUGGGACUGUGUUUCGUGCCAAUGUCAUAAGUUGGUGUUUGGAGAAGAAGGGUCCUCUUUAUGUAGCUGUGUUCAAGCCUAUGGGAGUUAUUAUUGCAGCAAUUAUGGAGAUCCUAUUCCUAGGAUCUCCUCUUCAUUUGGGAAGUGUGAUUGGAGCUAUUAUCAGUUCAGUUGGAUUUUAUACGGUGCUAUGGGGGCAAGCGAAAGAGAAGGCAAUGAUCGCGUUUGCUGCUGUUGAUCAUGAAUCCAAGUCAUUAGUCAAUAGAGCCCCUCUGUUGAAGUAAAAUAGCAUCUGAUGCUCAUUUGAAAACUUGCAUUUGAAGUUCGGCUAUUUAUGCACAUAUAUAUAUAUACACACAGAGAGAAAUCAUCAUGUCAGGCCUCCCUGACAGGGAGAGCUGUCCGACCGAGCCCUUUUGGUGACUUUCCCGGUGGAGUUUUUUGAUGAAAUUCUCUGAGCGUGUUCCUUAUCAAGUCUAGUUUGUCCAUACCAAAUUUCAGCUCAAAAUUCGAUCGGGAAGACAUUCAAAUCAUGUUUUGAAGUUGACUGCAUUUUUAUAUGUAUAUUUUGACGCAGUCAACUUCAAAAAAUGAUUUGAAUGUCUUCCCGAUUGAAUUUUUAGCUGAAAUUUGGUAUGGAUAAACUAGACUUGAUGAAGAACAUCUUCAAAAAAAUUCAUCAAAAAAUUCCACCGGGAAGGUGCCCAAACGGGCUCGGCCGGACGGAGGAUCCCGUCGGGUCGGCCUGACAAGAAGAGUUCUCUCUCUAUAUGUGUGUAUGUGCAGAAAUUAAGGGUUUAUGUAUUCUGUAUAAGCUUAAUACAUCCCUUCUGUAGUGUACUCUACAAUAACAUUUGAACUCCCAUAAGGAUUGUCUCACUUUCCGUUGUUCCUGGGAUUGCAUUUCGAAAUACAUCCGUUUACCUUGAGCCCUUAUAAUCCGUUUUCCUUAAAAUCAUGAGAUCAAUUGAGAAGUCGU